AUGUCGACGGCCUACCCCCUCCCUACAGGCCUUUCGCCGGCGACGGUCAAAAACACUGCUUCGCUGCUUCGGAUCGUCGCACUCGCGCUUAUUUCUGGCGCCGCUAUCGCCUCUCGUUUGUUUGCUGUCGUCAAUUUUGAAAGUAUCAUCCAUGAAUUCGAUCCAUGGUUUAAUUAUCGAGCGACAAAGGUGUUGGCUUCGAAGGGUUUCUAUGAAUUCUGGAAUUGGUUCGAUCCCACUGCGUGGUACCCCCUCGGAAGGGUCGUUGGUGGAACCGUUUACCCAGGCUUAAUGGCGACCAGUGGUGUCAUCUACAACGCACUGCACGCUCUCAACCUGCCUGUGGAUAUUAGAAAUGUGUGUGUGCUGCUAGCACCUGGGUUUAGUGCGUUGACAGCAUGGGCUACGUAUAUGCUUACAAAGGAAAUGAAGGAUGAAAGUGCAGGUCUUCUUGCGGCAGCCUUCAUUGGAAUUGUACCAGGCUAUAUCUCGCGUUCAGUGGCAGGUUCCUACGAUAACGAAGCUAUUGCCAUCUUCCUCCUCAUGUUCACCUUCUUCUGCUGGAUUAAAGCUCUGAAGCAAGGGAGCGCAUUGUUCGGUACCAUCGCUGCAGUGUUCUACUUCUACAUGGUCGCGGCUUGGGGCGGAUACGUGUUCAUUACGAACAUGAUACCCCUGCACGCUCUCGUCCUCAUACUCAUGGGCCGAUUCUCUCACCGCCUCUACGUAGGGUACUCUUCCUGGUACGUUGUUGGGACUCUUGCGAGUAUGCAAGUCCCCUUCGUUGGUUUCCAGCCUGUCAGCACUAGUGAGCAUAUGGGCGCACUCGGUGUCUUCGGUCUCCUCCAGAUCGUAGCUUUCACUCAGCUCGUUCGGUCGCACUUGUCAUCUACACAAUUCCGAAGCCUUCUUAAUGUUGGCCUCUUUGUUGUUGGUAUCCUCGGAACCGCAGCCUUUGUUGGCCUGACAGUCAAGGGCACAAUUGCGCCAUGGACCGGUCGUUUCUACUCGCUCUGGGAUACCGGUUACGCCAAAAAGUACAUCCCCAUCAUUGCCUCAGUCUCCGAACAUCAACCGACGGCCUGGCCUUCUUUCUUCAUGGAUCUCCAGUUCCUCAUCUUCCUCUUCCCCGCAGGUGUCGUCAUGUGCUUCCGCGAGCUUCGUGACGAGCACCUCUUUGUGAUCAUCUACGCCGUCAUGGCCAGCUACUUUGCUGGGGUUAUGGUCCGUCUUAUGCUAACUCUUACCCCCGUUGUUUGCGUGGCUUCCGCAGUCGCUCUAUCAACCUUAUUGGAUACUUACAUUGAUCCCACUGAACCCGAUGUCGUUGAAGAGCAAGUCCCUGCAUCCACUGAUACUACGGCAUCUCCUGCUCAGGCUGUGGCAACUCCAGCCACCACUUCCAAGAAGGCUAAGAAAGCUGCGGCUGCUGGUCCCCCACCAGUUUCAAGCCCUCUCACCAAUCUCAUUGCAGCUACUUCUCCGGCGAAGAAGGGUAGUGCACCCCCACCUAAAGGCAUCUUCGGGAUCGACGCUCGUCUUGUUGUAAUCCUCAACACCCUUAGCAUGCUCUUCUUCUUCGUAUUCCAUUGUACCUGGGUCACAUCCAACGCGUAUUCCUCACCCUCUGUCGUCUUGGCGUCGCAGAACCAAGACGGAAGUCAGCAUAUUAUCGAUGAUUUUCGUGAGGCGUAUUAUUGGCUCAGGCAAAACACACCUGAGACGGCUGUCGUUAUGAGUUGGUGGGACUAUGGAUAUCAGAUCGCCGGUAUGGCUGACCGGCCGACUCUGGUUGACAAUAACACUUGGAAUAACACUCACAUCGCAACAGUUGGCAAGGCCAUGUCAAGUUCUGAGGAGGUUGCCUACCCCAUCCUUCGCAAACACGAUGUCGACUACGUUCUCGUCAUCUUUGGUGGGCUUCUAGGCUACUCCGGUGACGACAUCAACAAGUUUUUGUGGAUGGUUCGGAUCGCUCAAGGUGUUUGGCCCGAUGAGAUACAGGAACCCAAUUAUUUUACCCCUCAGGGAGAAUACAGAGUCGAUGACCGCGCAUCGCAGACGAUGAAGGACAGUUUGAUGUACAAAAUGUCUUAUUAUCGAUUCGCGGAACUCUUUGGUGGCCAGCAAGCCACAGACAGGGUUCGCCAGCAAGUUCUGCCAAAAGCCGGACCUACAUUGGAUUAUCUCGAUGAGGCAUUCACCUCUGAAAACUGGAUCGUACGUAUCUAUCAGGUCAGGAAAGAGGACCCUCUGGGACGAGACUUAAAAUCUGCAAAUGCUUUCGAAAAGGGGAAGAAGCGGAAACGCAGUAAGCCACAACAAAGGCGGAGGGUGGCAGUCGCUUAA
Laccaria bicolor S238N-H82 is the source of this 2349-nucleotide messenger RNA. RefSeq names its product oligosaccharyl transferase STT3 subunit (gene STT3). Gene Ontology annotation, molecular function: dolichyl-diphosphooligosaccharide-protein glycotransferase activity. Lineage: Eukaryota; Fungi; Basidiomycota; Agaricomycetes; Agaricales; Hydnangiaceae. The transcript has 10 exons. The record is from RefSeq and is a predicted model, not a curated record. Gene Ontology annotation, biological process: post-translational protein modification. Gene Ontology annotation, cellular component: membrane. The coding region runs from base 1 to 2349 and encodes 782 amino acids.